Molecule: messenger RNA, 3351 nt
Organism: Colletotrichum graminicola M1.001
Lineage: Eukaryota; Fungi; Ascomycota; Sordariomycetes; Glomerellales; Glomerellaceae
Product: leucyl-tRNA synthetase
Exons: 12
Coding region: 1-3351 (1116 amino acids)
Biological process (GO): leucyl-tRNA aminoacylation
Molecular function (GO): aminoacyl-tRNA deacylase activity; leucine-tRNA ligase activity; ATP binding
Source: RefSeq, a predicted model, not a curated record
AUGGCCAACGAAGCCGCCAAGGCCCUCGAGGCCCUCCAGGUCUCCAAGACCAAGGAGCUCAAGGGAACCGAGAAGCGCGACUUCCUCAUUGCCUUCGAGAAGAAGUACCAGCAGAGAUGGGCCGACGAGAAGAUUUUCGAGGUCGACGCCCCGUCCACGAAGGAAGUCCCUCUGCACUCCAUCACUGCCGAGGAGCUACGCCAGCAGCAGCCCAAAUGGAUGGGCUGCAUGGCCUUUCCUUACAUGAACGGUCGCCUCCACGCCGGUCACUUGUUCUCUGUGAGCAAGGUCGAAUUUGCUGCCGGUGUCGCCCGUAUGCAGGGAAAGCGCGCUCUAUUCCCCAUGGGAUGGCACGCAACCGGUAUGCCCAUCAAGGCUGUGGCCGACAAGCUCAAGAAUGAGGUCGCCAUGUUCGGCCGUGACUUUGAGGGAUACCAGGAGGAAGAGGUUCUCGUCGACGACAAGCCCGUCGAGGCCAAGGCGGCCCGUGACGAUAUCACCAAGUUCUCCACCAAGAAGAGCAAGGCGAAUGCCAAGACGAUCAAGGCCAAGUACCAGUUCCAAAUCAUGGAAGCCAUGGGUAUCCCUCGAAAGGAUAUUCACCUCUUCGCCGACGCUUCCUACUGGCUUGAAUUUUUCCCCCCUUUGGCCCAGGAUGACCUGACAAGUCUCGGCUUCAGAAUUGAUUGGCGCAGAUCGUUUAUCACCACCGAGGCCAACCCCUACUUUGAUGCAUUUGUGCGCUGGCAGAUGAUCCGCCUCAAAGAACUGAACAAGAUCAAGUUCGGCAAGAGAUACACUAUCUACUCCAUCAAGGACGGACAGCCUUGUAUGGAUCACGACAGAGCCGAGGGUGAAGGCGUUGGUCCUCAAGAGUACACCGGGCUCAAGAUGAAGGUUCUCGAGUGGGCGCCCAAGGCUGGAGAGGCCCUCAAGUCUAAGCUGCCCGCCGAUGCCAAUGUGUUCCUCAUCCCAGCCACCCUGCGCCCCGAAACCAUGUACGGCCAGAAUGCCGUCUUCGUGUCCCCCAAGAUUACCUACGGUGUUUUCAAGGCUUCCGACAAAGACUACUACAUCAUGACCCAGCGUGCUGCUCGUAACAUGGCCUACCAAGGCCUUUUCGUCCAGGACGGUGUUGUCGACCAGACUACCGAGAUUGACGGUUCCGCCCUCAUUGGUACUCGCGUCCAUGCCCCCUUUUCCGUCCACAAGGAUGGCGUCCGUGUCCUUCCUAUGGAAUCCAUCCUGCCUACGAAAGGUACUGGUGUAGUCACCUCCGUCCCCUCGGACAGUCCCGCCGAUUGGGUCAUGACUAUGGACCUCCGCAAGAAGGCCGCUUAUUACGGUAUCGAGCAGGAGUGGGCCGAGCUUGAGAUUGUGUCCAUCAUCAACACCCCUUCUGGAGACAUGAUUGCCAAGACUCUGUGCGAGCAGCUCAAGAUUGCUUCUCCCAAGGACACUGUUCAGCUUGACAAGGCCAAGGAGACUGCGUAUUCUGAGGGCUACUACAAGGGUAUCAUGAACAUUGGCGAGUUCAAGGGCGAGGCCGUCGAGACUGCUAAGCCCAAGGUUCGCCAGUCCCUGAUCGACCAGGGUUUAGCGUUCGUCUACUCUGAGCCCGAGCGCAAGGUUGUCAGUCGGUCAGCAGACGAGUGCAUCGUUGCCCUGAUGGACCAGUGGUACCUCGACUACGGAGAAGAGUCUUGGAAGAAAACUGCUCUCGACUGGGUUGAGAACGCGGACGGCAAGGGCCUGAACACCUUCAGCCACGAGACCAAGAACGCUUUCCAGGGUGUUCUCAACUGGCUCAACCAAUGGGCUUGCGCAAGAUCGUACGGUCUUGGUUCCAAGCUGCCUUGGGACCCGCAGUUCCUCGUCGAGUCGCUGAGUGACAGUACGAUCUACAUGGCGUACUACACCAUUGCCCCCUACCUCCACAAGGAUAUCUUUGGCAAAGAGAAGGGCACUGGUGGCAUCGGCCCCGAGCAGAUGAUUGACGAGGUCUGGGACUACGUCUUCUGCCGCCGUGAGCUUGACGACAAAAUCCUCUCGGAGUCAAAGAUCUCCAAGGAGACUCUGGAGAGCAUGCGCCGCUCCUUCGAAUAUUUCUAUCCCCUCGACCUUCGCAGCUCCGGCAAGGAUCUCAUUGGCAACCACUUGACAUUCUUCCUCUACAUCCAUCUUGCCAUGUUUACGCCGGAGUAUUGGCCCAGAGGUAUCCGUACCAACGGCCACUUGAUGCUUAACGGAGAGAAGAUGAGCAAGUCGACUGGUAACUUUAUGACGCUGCAGGAUGUUGCACGUAAGUUCGGCGCCGACGCUGCCCGUAUUGGUCUGGCCGAUGCUGGUGACACCAACGGCGACAGCAACUUCGAGGAAGAUGUUGCCAACCAGGCUAUCCUGCGUCUGCACACUCUCAGAGAAUGGUGCGAGGACGUCGUCAAGAACAAGAGCGAGCUUCGGACGGGCGAGUUGAACUUCUUUGACAAGGUCUUCAACAACGAGAUGAACGUCAUUGCGAAGGAGGCCAUCCAGCAAUACACCGAUACAUCCUACAAGCUGGCUCUGAAGGCGGCUUUCUACGACUUCAACAACGCCCUCUCUUUCUACCGCGAGAGCUGCGCCUCGGUCAAGAUGCACCACGACCUGGUCCUGCGCUACAUCGAACUCCAGUGCCUGCUCAUUGCCGUCAUUGCCCCUCACUGGGCCGAGUCGGUGUGGAUCGAGAUCCUGGGCAAGCCGACGUCGAUCCAGCAGGCGACUUUUCCGGAGAUACCUGAAACUGACGCGGCGCUUACGGCGGCGAGAAAGUACAUUUCGGUCACGGCGUCCAACGUCAACUCUGCCGAGUCUCUCCAACUCAAGAAGAAGGCCAAGGGCAAGGAGACGUCGUUCGACCCCAAGAAGCCCAAGAAGCUCACCAUCUUGAUGAGCGAGAAGUUCCCACAGUGGCAGCAGGCUUACAUCGACCUCCUCAAGGAGAUGUGGGACCCCGAGACCAAGUCAGUGGAUGAUAAGGCGCUCAACGGAAAGAUCGCCAAGAUGGGCGAGAUGAAGAAGGCCAUGCCGUUCGUCCAGGGCCUCAAGAGACGUCUGCAGCUGGGUGAGCCGGCGAGCGCGGUCCUGGAGCGCAAGCUGGCGUUUGAUGAGAAGGCCGUACUCGUGGACAUGAUUGACGGUCUCAAGCGCAGUGCCAACCUCGUGGAGGUGAAGAUCAUUGCAGUAGAGGAGGGCAGCAAAAAGGGUACGGACCUCGUUACGGGUGCUGUGGAGGACAACUUGCCGCCCAACGCCGAAGGCGCUGUGCCGGGUGCCCCCAACUUUUUGUUUGCCAACGUGGAGUCGUCAUGA